AUGUCUUUCAAGCGGACGAUGAAAGCCUUCUGCGCUCGGGUCGUCCAAAGAUUGAAAGAUCAAACGCCAGUGCAACGCGAAUGUUAUACACAGACAGUUGCAGAGACAAAGGCGGCCGGGACACCCCCAGGCCCACCCUCCGGCCACAAGCCUCAUAACCCGCCCCCUCCGGGCCCAGGAAAAAAUGUCUGCGGGUCAUCGAACCGCAAAUCAGGAGACGUCAGAAGAGAUGGAGGCAAAUGGGUUGUGCAGGGAGUUGGCUCCUUUGACAAUCAUGCAACGUACACGUUUGACCAAGACAAUUUCCCCGCCGGGCUCUUGAGAAGCAACUAUACCUGCAGGCAGCAGGAGCUGAUGGGACCAGACCAGAUUCCAUAUAACAUUCGAUAUGAUCAGGACAAUGUCCAGGUCUCGAAAGGAGUGCUUACUCUGACCGUUCCUGGGCGGCAAGAUCCCGACAAAGAUCCUGACCAAGCAGUGAGUUGCGCAGAGGUGACUACGGCUGAACAAAACAUCCUCUAUGCCAGUGUACGGACCAAUGCCAUCUUCAGCCAAGUGCCAGGUACCUGUCACGGUCUCUUUUUCUACAAGUCCGACUGUCAAGAAAUCGAUAUCGAGUACCUGACCGAUUCGAGCUCUCUCUCGAUAGUUGGGCCACGUCAAGCAAAUCCAAUCUGGUACACAAACCAGGCUGUCGACCCUAAGAGCAGGCCCGCCACUCGAGCGACAGGUCCGGCCCCGUCGGAUUGUGCCGCUCAGGUACAUGAAUACCGCAUUGACUGGACCUCGCAGUACACUGCUUUCUACAUUGAUGGCAAUUUGCAACAACGCUUCCCUCUUAAUGUUCCUAGUCAACCAGGACCUUGGGUGUGGAACAACUGGGCGAAUGGCGAUAAGGGUGCGUAUUUCUCGAAUCUUUUCUUUGCUUAG
This is a messenger RNA of Exophiala dermatitidis NIH/UT8656, 930 nucleotides long. RefSeq lists its product as uncharacterized. The transcript has 3 exons. The record is from RefSeq and is a predicted model, not a curated record. Gene Ontology annotation, biological process: carbohydrate metabolic process. Gene Ontology annotation, molecular function: hydrolase activity, hydrolyzing O-glycosyl compounds. The coding region runs from base 1 to 930 and encodes 309 amino acids. Lineage: Eukaryota; Fungi; Ascomycota; Eurotiomycetes; Chaetothyriales; Herpotrichiellaceae.